UGAGCCUCCUACUUUAAUCCAGAGUGCCCUUUCUACCCGGCUCAACAUGUAUGACCGAAUCUGAACGUGUUGAUACAUUUCGGACCAAGAACGUACGCUAGGCGCCUGGCUCGGACGAAAUCUCCACCAACCGAGAACUCAUUCCAUCCUUGUUAUGAAGGGAUGACGACAAGGUCCCGCGGCACACAAAUCCAACACACCGUCUUUCUCAGCUCGUGUAGUACGAUUCAAUAUACUGUCAUCUGAAGACGAUUACCAUAGAAUCCAGCCAACAAUGACCCAACGACACAUUCUCCUUCUAGGCGCCACGGGGCUUUCGGGGAUUGAGUUCAUCAAACUCGCGCUCGAGCAGCCAGCGCCGCCUUUCUUGACACUCCUCGUCCGCAAAGGGUCGAAGUCCAAAGUGCCAACUGAGGCACUGGAGCACGGUUCCGUAAGGAUCGUGGAGGGCACCCUCGAUGACAUUGCGACACUCAACAAGGCGCUUUCUGCCCCAGAGGACACCAACCAACCCUCCGUCACGGUGGUAAUCUCUUUCCUCGGCGCUUACAUGGCACUGAGGCCCAUCAUCACACGGGACAAGUCUCACCCUAUCGCAGACGCAUUCGAAUCCACGAUUCUCCCGGCCAUGAAAUCCAACGGCGUCUCGCGCAUCAUUGCGCUCAGCACUCCCACAGGAUGCUACUCGUCUGCAGAAGCAAAGUCCAUUACCUGGAAAUGGUGGUUCUACACUUGGAUGCCUGCGCUCCUAGCACCUCAAGGCAAUGCCGAGAUGGCCGGCAUCGCCAAUGCGAUCAUUUCUGCCGGCCACAACGACAAGGACCUUGAGUGGACCGUGUUCCGCGUUCCUCACCUCACCCAAGGUGGUACUCCUACCACGCAGGUCCUGGCUGGCCAUUUGGACCGAGAAUUCUCGGGCAGCCUGGACCUCGCUCGGUCGAGUCUGGCAAGAUGGGUUUGGACCGAGCUGGACGAAAAGGCCUGGCUGCGUGCCACACCUCUGCUUGCGAACCCAUAACAACGUCGCUUCAUCUCUCAUACUUUCCGUCACGUCCCGGUUGAGGCUGGUCCCAUGGCUGUAGAAGGUUGGGGUCAUGUUGAAUUCUGAAAUUCUCUCUCUCCACACCAAUCCGAUACCUUUAUCCUCCAGUCACCUGUCCAGCCACAUGAACAUUCAAUGGCAACAAGUGCAUUAGUUUUUGAUACAUACUACUGGUGUGUCGGAUCUGGCAGGAUCGACCCGGAUGACAUCCGGUCCCAGCAGGAUCGGACGAAGAUAAGAGGGUGACACUUAGUAUUAGGCGAUCUAUCGACAUGUGUGCCCCAACGGAGAUAAUAUUAUGAAUGCGCCAAGUCUAUGAAUCCAAC
Messenger RNA from Exophiala mesophila, 1368 nucleotides. RefSeq lists its product as uncharacterized. The record is from RefSeq and is a predicted model, not a curated record. Lineage: Eukaryota; Fungi; Ascomycota; Eurotiomycetes; Chaetothyriales; Herpotrichiellaceae. The transcript has 2 exons. Bases 275 to 1018 code for a protein of 247 amino acids.